Messenger RNA from Sander lucioperca (pikeperch), 1274 nucleotides. RefSeq lists its product as uncharacterized. The record is from RefSeq and is a predicted model, not a curated record. NCBI's taxonomy places the organism in Eukaryota, Metazoa, Chordata, Actinopteri, Perciformes, Percidae. The transcript has 7 exons. Bases 426 to 1274 code for a protein of 282 amino acids.
GCAGACGUCCGUUUUAGAUUCGCCGUUAACGUUAACGCUGCACAUUGUUGACGGCGUUUCUACGAAGACGAAGUCUCAUUGUACGUUUGUCUCCGCGUAACCGGUAAAAGACGAAAGGGUGAAUUUAGUUUAAAGUGUUUUUUCUUGUAAAAACGACAUUAAUGUUUACUGCUGUGUCUCCGCGCAGAUAUCACUCCGCCGCAACCACUCACUCCCAUUCAUAGCAGGGGAGGGAGGAAGUGGCGGAGGGAUACAGCAGCGCAAAUAGACCCAAACAGCGUGCUCGGUGCCAACUUACAGCUAACAUCACCCAGCACAUGAACAUCACUGAUUCACUGAGUGUUUUUGGGGAAAAACACGCCAUUUAAAGUGCAAUUUUUUCGGAAUAAGUAUUUUUUUGACACGUAAAAAGUCCGGAUAAGGCGAUGGAGGCGAUGGAGCUGCCGAGCGCAGCAGACGGAGCAGCCGAUCUGCUGAUGGAGUGUGACGAAGAGGAGCAGCAGGUUUGGCCUCCUUCACCGCAGAGACACGACGAAGAAGAGGAAGAAGAGGAGGGACGUGAUGAAGCUUUGGCGGCGGCCGUGGGUCCGCUGGACGAAGAGGAAUCGAACCUCCGGCCCAUACAGAUCGUCCCUAUCCCAGUUCAACCAGUCGGCGGCUGCAGCCCCCCCACACAGAACAACCCUCUGCAGUCUUCAGGUGUUCCUUUGGGCUUCAAAGUGAACGGUCUGUUGUUCCGUCUGCUGCCUGGAGGCGGCGCUGCGGAGCUGAAGCUGUGCUCUCACCCCGGAGGUUCAGCCAGCGGCUUCACUACGGUCCAGAUCCACAGUCCUUCAGCGUCCCAACACAUGGACACCACGGCCGCUCUGACCGCUGCCGAGGCCGACCCCACCCCCAUCAUCACAGGUGUGGUCUCCGGUGAAGCAGCUCAGAAGGUUUUGAGUGUCCACAGUGUGAACAGCGAGUCCAUCUCCCCUGUCCCCGUCCCCGUCCCACCCAGAGCCUCCUCGGUCCCCGUCACCGUCCCGUCACCGUGGACCCUCGUCUCGCUGGAGACUUCCCCGCCAGCGCAGAAGACGACCAAACCCUGCCGCCCCGGCAGCAUCAAACCCACGGCUCCACACAAACUGCUACACAAAGGUCAGCUGGGUCCCGUCUCUCCGGCCGACUGCUCCGUCUGCUCGUCUCAGUUCAGACUCAUCACGGAGCUCCGAGGAUUCAUGUGUGUAAGUUCAGCUUUAUAUCUUAGUUUCUUUAUUAUUAUUAUUAUUUAA